CUUUUAAAACCACGCCCACUUGUUUUCUUCAGAACUUACAAAGAAACCAAAAUCAUUGUUGCUUUCCAUCCUUACACAAAGUACAUCUGCAGAAAAGCAAUGGGUAAAGCACUGCCUGCGCUCCUCUUCUUGUACUUCAUUUCAGUUGGAAAGUUGGUCACAGCUAAUAAUUGUCAGCAGAAAACUUGGUGUGUAGCCAAGCCAUCUUCAGACCAAGCAACUUUACUGGCAAAUAUUAACUAUGCAUGCUCUCAAGUUGAUUGCAGAAUUCUGCAGAAGGGUUGUCCUUGCUUUUCUCCAGAUAAUCUCAUUAACCAUGCCUCCAUAGCCAUGAAUCUCUACUACCAGUCCAGGGGAAGGAACAAAUGGAAUUGCGAUUUCAGGAACUCUGCUCUCAUUGUCAUCUCUGAUCCCAGUUAUGCUGAUUGCAUAUAUGCAUAAUGUGAUUUGCCCGUGAAAAGUUGUAGAAGCUUUUGGCUUGGUUUUUGAAUAUUGUUGCAGAAUAGUGUAGUCUAAUUCUAAUAUGCAAUCUUUUGCCUAAUUUAGUUAAGUUCUGUCUGUGUAAUUGUCACUCAAAGGAAAAUGAAAGAUAAUUUACUGUUGCA
Messenger RNA from Hevea brasiliensis (rubber tree), 605 nucleotides. Its product is annotated as glucan endo-1,3-beta-D-glucosidase. The transcript has 4 exons. The coding region runs from base 100 to 441 and encodes 113 amino acids. Lineage: Eukaryota; Viridiplantae; Streptophyta; Magnoliopsida; Malpighiales; Euphorbiaceae. The record is from RefSeq and is a predicted model, not a curated record.